This is a messenger RNA of Drosophila guanche, 382 nucleotides long. RefSeq lists its product as uncharacterized. The record is from RefSeq and is a predicted model, not a curated record. Lineage: Eukaryota; Metazoa; Arthropoda; Insecta; Diptera; Drosophilidae. Bases 42 to 329 code for a protein of 95 amino acids. The transcript has 2 exons.
UAUAUUAUGAUCGCGGAACUUGGCAGCAAACCAUUCUCAGUAUGGCGGUGGACGACUUCUGCAAGAUCAUGUACCAAGAAAAUCAACUUUGGUUCAAGUAUUAUACCGGGCACGUGACCAACAUCGAAGUGCGGGACAAAUGUCUCACCCUGGGUACCACGCAGAUUUUAGAAAGGUAUACCCUAAAGCUGGAGUUCGGUUUGGAUGUGCCACUAAGAUCUGGACGCUACAGGAUCGUAUUUCAAUUGGUUUCGAUAGAUCGGAAUGGUGUAAGGCGCAAAAAUGGCGUUUGCUUUGAAAUUAGAGGCGAUAUACAUAAGGCGCAGUGAAAUCUUGACAUGUUCUCAAAUUUCAAUCUUCCCUAUAUUAAAUAUCAACUGGG